AUGGCGGCUGCCGGCGCGUUGGCAGCGCAGAGUAACGAGGAGCCGGCGCUGGUGAACGAGGCGGUGGCUGCCUCCCGGGUGCGGAGCGGCCACUUCUUGAGCUCUCUGGAGCUGGUGAAGCAGGGCGCCGAGGCGCGCGUCUUCCGGGGCCGCUUUCUGGGCCGCGCGGCCAUGGUAAAGCACCGCUUCCCUAAGGGUUACCGGCACCCGGACCUGGAGGCGCGGCUCAGCCGGCGACGCACCGUGCAGGAGGCCCGAGCCUUGCUCCGCUGCCGCCGCGCGGGAAUAUCUGCCCCCACUGUGUUUUUUGUGGACUAUGCUUCCAAUUGCUUAUACAUGGAAGAAAUUGAAGACUCAAUGACUGUUAGAGAUUAUAUUCAAUCCAUUAUGGAGACUGAAAAAACUCCCCAAAGUCUCUUUGCUUUAGCCCAGACUAUUGGGCAGGUUUUGGCACGAAUGCAUGAUGAAGACCUCAUUCACGGUGACCUCACAACUUCAAACAUGCUCCUGAAACAGCCCCUAGACCAGCUGAAGAUUACACUCAUUGACUUUGGGCUGAGCUUUGUUUCAGCACUUCCGGAGGACAAGGGGGUUGACCUCUACGUGCUGGAGAAAGCCUUCCUCAGCACCCAUCCCAACACCGAGACUGUGUUUAAAGCCAUUCUGAAGAGUUAUUCUGCUGCUUCCAAAAAGGCCAACCCUGUGCUAAAAAAAUUAGAUGAAGUGCGCCUGCGAGGAAGAAAGAGGUCCAUGGUUGGAUAGGAGAAUGAGUGUGACAGCCACACGCUUUGAAGGCAUGUAUUUGCAAGUGGAUUCCAAGGAAUGCCCUGCAUGAGAGAUCUGACCUCAAUAAAGGUGGCACAAUGUUUUCA
Messenger RNA from Suncus etruscus (white-toothed pygmy shrew), 872 nucleotides. It is a transcript of the gene TP53RK, whose product is annotated as TP53 regulating kinase. The coding region runs from base 1 to 762 and encodes 253 amino acids. Gene Ontology annotation, cellular component: cytosol; EKC/KEOPS complex; nucleus. The record is from RefSeq and is a predicted model, not a curated record. Gene Ontology annotation, biological process: protein phosphorylation. Lineage: Eukaryota; Metazoa; Chordata; Mammalia; Eulipotyphla; Soricidae. Gene Ontology annotation, molecular function: ATP binding; protein serine/threonine kinase activity. The transcript has 2 exons.